Molecule: messenger RNA, 4137 nt
Organism: Salvelinus fontinalis (brook trout)
Lineage: Eukaryota; Metazoa; Chordata; Actinopteri; Salmoniformes; Salmonidae
Product: microfibrillar-associated protein 3-like
Exons: 3
Coding region: 263-1324 (353 amino acids)
Source: RefSeq, a predicted model, not a curated record
CUAAGGCUAUUGUUCAUUUUAUUUUUGUUGGCUGCUGUAGUUAUGACUUUUAUAAUUGUAUCUAAGAUGUUUUGUGGCAUCUAGUGUUCUGUUAUUAUUCUCCAUCAGGGCAUUUCUGCUUGCUAACUGAACAACAGGUGUAGCUGACAUUUGCUAGCUAGUUAGCUACCUGCUGACGUACCUUACUACAGGUUCUACAGGUUUUAGAGAACUUUCCCUUGAUGUGAACUGAAGAUAGUGAACUGAAGAACUGCUCCCCAACAUGUCACAUACACAAGCACACAGUUACACACUGAUUACAAAGUGUGCGUGCAUGGUCUUCACACUACUCUUUGCCUUUGGACAUGCAGAAGACAUCACUAAAGAUGGAACACAGAACCGUUCUCUGGUAUCCAUCCACCACCUUGCCAGUUUACCUACUCUCCGGGAUAUCGUAGUAAAAGAGGGAGCCAGCACUCUGAUUGAGUGCAAUGUCACUGGAAUGCCAGAUGACAUUCAGUGGUACAAUUCCAAAGGGCACGUUCUGAAUGCGGAAGAGGGAGGUGGGAAAUGGCUUAUUCAGGACAUGGGUGUUUUAAAUAUUACAGCGGUCAGUUUUGAAGACCGAGGCCGGUACACCUGCAUAUCCUCCAGCUCGGCAGGGACCUCCAACUACACCAUCACCUUACGGGUGGCCUACGUCCACAGCGGCCUGGGCCUGUACUACGUCAUCGUGUGUCUCAUCGCCUUCACCAUCACCAUGAUCCUCAAUGUUACGCGCCUCUGCAUGGUCAGCAGUCAUCUGAAGAAGACGGAGAAGGCCAUCAACGAGUUCUUCCGCACCGAGGGAGCUGAGAAGCUCCAGAAGGCCUACGAGAUUGCCAAGCGCAUCCCCAUCAUCACCUCAGCCAAGACUAUGGAGUGGGCCAAGGUCACCCAGCUCAAGACCAUGGAGUUUGCCCGCCACAUGGAAGAGCUGGCCCGCAGCGUGCCACUUCCCCAGACCAUCCUCAGUUGCAGGGCCUUUGUGGAGGAGAUUAUGGAGACGGUGCACACCUCGGUGGGGGCGACAAGCCUCCAGAAAGCUAUAGAGCCAGCCAACCCAGAGGGGAGAGGUCAAACCUGUGAGGUCCAGAUGUCAGCGGAGCAGCAGGGCCCAGCAGCACACUGCAGAGAGGAUGGUGAUGGUGUUGAUGGUACCAUUGAAAACAGCCUGGACAUUGAAGUGUCUGUCCACCCUAUGUCCAAGUGUGAGAAUGAGAAGUGGGCUGAAGGGGAUGAGGUGUCUGUACCCAUGCUGGGUCCAUGCUCCAGUGGGAGUGUGGCUUAUGAAAGUCGCAUUUAGUCGUGCCAGUCAGGUCUUUACAACUAAUAUUUUCCAGUUAGUUGAGAGGUCAAAAUCAAAGGGCUGCUCAGAUGGCAACCACAGAUGGUGGGAGUUGAGAAGUAUAGUGUGCUACUGCCUCUAUUUCAUAGAGAAAAUACAAUGGAUGAAACCGAAAAAUGUUUCAGAUAUGAGAUAGGCCUUGUGGUUACUUCCCUACCUGAUAGCAGUGGUAUUUGAUAACUAUGGUGGGAAGUGAUGAGAGGAUUGUUCGGUUUUUGACAUCUUUAUUUACUUCACUACUUGCCUCAGUUUAAAGGAAGGCUUGAUUUGGUUGUAUCUUAACAAAUUAUAAAAAAGAAGAAACCUGCACACUGCUCUUGCUAGUGUCACUGCUCUUUAUUAAGCUUUACGUAUCGGCCUUCAAAAAGCUCUGACGAAGGCCUUGAGGCCCAUAUGUAAAGCUUAAUAAAGAGCAGUGAUACUCAUUUUUUAAAUUUAUUUAACCUUUAUUUAACCAGGAAGGGCUCAUUGAGAUUUAAAAUCUAUUUUUCAAGAGCGUCCUGGCCAAGAUAGGCAGCACCAAGUCAUUACAAAAAUUACAGACAGACACAUGAAAAACUACAAGUAAUCUAGUAAAAACCAUUGAAUUCACAAGAGUAUAACAAAAUCAAAGACAGAAAAUUAAAAACAUUGACAGGUCAGGGAAUCAGCCUCAAAAUCCUUCAUCAGUGAUUUAAAAACACCAAUCGGGACAAGUUCUUCUAGUUUAAAAUUAUUUUGUAAGGUGUUCCAAGACGAUGGCGCAGAGUACAUAAAAGCCCUUUUACCAAAUUCAGUUCGGACAUUUGGAACAGUUAGCAGGAUAAAGUCCAGCGAACGAAGAGAGUACCCACCACAUUUCUGAACAGUAAAAAUGCCCAAAUAAAAAGGUAGUAAACCCAAAAUGGCUUUGUAAAUAAAAGUAUACCAGUGACUGAGCCUACGAGUGACUAGAGAAGGCCAGCCAACCCUGGUAUACAAAGUGCAGUUGUGCGUAAGGGUUUUGCAGUUUAAAAUAAAUCUCAAUGCUUCAUGGUAAAGAGUGUCAAUUGAUCUCAAACACUGAGCGGAAGCAUUCAUAUAUAAAAUAUCCCCAUAGUCUAGAAAAGGCAUAAAUGUAGCUGAUACUAGCCUCCUUCUGGCUUCAAAAGAAAAACAGGCCUUAUUCCUAAAAUAAAAUCCCAAUUUCAGCUUCAAUUAUUUCAAACUAAUGAGUAGGGUUUCUUCUUUUUUCUCGUCUUAUUUAACCAUGCACCUGCAAAAGAGAUGGCUCAGAUGUGCGAGUGCCUUUUUGAAUUUUGUAUCGUAAACAAAUAACAUGUUAUUUUUAAAAUCACUUGGAAUAUGGGUUGCACAAGGCAAUCUAGCAAAUGUAGUACAAUUUUACUCAGGGUAAUGGGUGUAAUCAGUGGUAUAAAGUACUUAAGUAAAAAAUACUUAAGUACUACUUAAGUAGUUUUUUGGGGUAUCUGUACUUUACUAUUUAUACUUUUGACAACUUUUACUUCACUACAUUCCGAAAGAAUAUUAUGUACUUUUUACUCCAUAUGUUUUCCCUGACACCCAAAAGUACUCGUUACAUUUUGAAUGCUUAGCAGGACAGGAAAAUUGUGUAAUUCACACACUUAUCAAGAGAGCAUACUUGGUCAUCCCUACUGUCUCUGAUCUGGCGGACUCACAAAACACAUGCUUCGUUUGUAAAUUAUGUCUGGGUGUUGGUGCGUGCUCCUAGCUAUCCGUACAUUUUAAAAAACAAGGAAAUGGUGCCAUCUGGUUAACUUAAUAUAAGGAAUUUGAAAUGACUCAUACUUUUACUUUUUAUACUCAAGUAUAUAUUAGCAAUAACAUUUACUUUUGAUACUUAAGUAUAUUUAAAACAAAAUAUUUUUAGACUUUUAUUCAAGAAGGAUUUGACUGGGUGACUCACUUUUACUUGAGUCUUUCUAAUAAGGUAUCAUUUACUCAAGUAUGACAAUUGGGUACUUUUUCCACCACUUGGUGUAAUUCUACUAUCUUUCCAGUUGGUGGGGGUGUUGCACAAUUUUUACAGAGCCAACUGUUUGGUCUCUGAGGUAGAACAAGAAAAAUACUUAUUUGACAGUUUUAAAGGUUAUAUUGGAUAACCAUAGGGCCAGUUGAUACUAAGGUUGAAUAAACAUCUUAUCUCUCAUGAGUCACACCUAAUGGCAUGUGAUCUACAUACAUGAUUCCUACUUGUCUAACUGUAAAACAUGUUUUUAUUCUAGAAAUGACUAUACAUUAUUAAAAUUAAAUUUGAAUAUAUUCAGGUUAAAUGGCAGUCAGACUGUAAUUUACUUGGCUUCAGUGAGGUAAACAGUGAUCACUAUGGGGACAAACUUGUACAGGGACAGACACAAUGUGAUGCUCUUCCUUCCUCUUCUUUCUUCAGUGUGUGUUUGAGGGCUGAUUCAUAGAAUUUUACCAAAGAUGGGUAAUCUGCUAAUGACUUAAUUCCUUCAUCAGCCUCAAGUAUAGAACAAAUUAUGAGUUGGCUGAAUGAGUAGUGCUUCUCUGGCACUCUUGUAUUACUGAAGGACAAUUUCUCACUGCUGUUUGUCCAAAGGUGUGUGCUUGUGUGUUUUGGGGUGUGUGUUUGCGUGUUUACCUACAUUGGCCCAGUCCAAAACAAUUGAUUAUUAUCGGGGUGAAAACAUUGGGUGCCAACUCAUUAUAACCUGCUUUUUAAUGUUUGGAAUUGUAGACCUUGAAGUCUAACUUGCAGAGCUCACAAAUUAAGUGUUUUAAAAUAGUAAUAAAUAUGUCUAAAAACA